AUGGUAUUCCAGAAUGGUGGGAGGCAAGCCAAGUUUGAGAAGUGGUGGUACAAGGGUCGCAGAAUAGAAGUUGGUGAUGAUAGAGUCAAUCAGAACCCAGGAAUUGCAAUAGUAACCACAACUUUUGUGAGAGAGCACAAUAGGUUGUGCGAGCGAUUGGCCAAAAUCAAUCCAUCAUGGGAUGAUGAAACUCUGUAUCAGGAGGCAAGGCGUAUCCUUAUAGCCGAAUUGCAACAUAUCACUUACACAGACUUUAUUUCUGCACUAUUGGGAGCGGAGUAUGUUGAAGAUACAGGUCUCAAAGUAAAGUAUGGAUUCCAGGAGUCAUAUGAUGCGCUUUUAGAUCCGAAUACUCUGACUGAAUUUUCUGGUGCAGCUUACCGUGUGUUCCAUGCUAUGAUAAGAAAUGAUAUACUAUCAUCAUCACAGGAAGGAUGCCCAUACAAAAGCAUUAAAUUGGCUGAUACCUUUAAUAAUCCUCAAUUUAUGCAAGGAAGCCAGUUUUCAAGUUAUGCUUAUGGAUUGGAAUUUUUGGCAGCAAAAGAAUUCGACAUGAAAUAUGCAAAAUCU
This is a messenger RNA of Nilaparvata lugens (brown planthopper), 570 nucleotides long. Its product is annotated as chorion peroxidase-like. The record is from RefSeq and is a predicted model, not a curated record. Lineage: Eukaryota; Metazoa; Arthropoda; Insecta; Hemiptera; Delphacidae. The transcript is spliced from 4 exons. Gene Ontology annotation, biological process: response to oxidative stress. Gene Ontology annotation, molecular function: heme binding; peroxidase activity. The annotation marks the transcript as partial.